Messenger RNA from Dictyostelium purpureum, 1443 nucleotides. RefSeq lists its product as uncharacterized. Lineage: Eukaryota; Evosea; Eumycetozoa; Dictyosteliales; Dictyosteliaceae. The record is from RefSeq and is a predicted model, not a curated record. The transcript is spliced from 2 exons. The coding region runs from base 1 to 1443 and encodes 480 amino acids.
AUGAAUGAUAUGUUAAUUAAUUUAUUCCCAAACAUCGACAAUAACAAAAAUAUUAAUAAUAAUAAUGGAUUCAGUAACAACAACAAUUUAAAAGAAGAACAAAGAACAGUACUGUUAGAUUUAGAUUUAUCAAAAAAUAAUAUAGUAAAUGUAAGAAGCGAAAAUAUUGAUUUCUCAAGAAUGACCCAAAGAAAUAUAUAUGGGCACUAUGAAGAUAGCGGUUUAUUGGUCCUAAACUCCACAGUAGAAACAAUGCAUUUUAUAAAUCAAUCAACAAUAUCAAGAUUAUUAAUAGACGGAGUCUCUGGUAGAUCGAAUGUAUUUAUAAAGAAUUCUACAAUUUCAAAUUUAGAGAACUUGUUUGAGGGUAAAAUAAGUGCUGCCUAUAGAAGCAAUCAAUGGAUACCCAAAAUCAUAUUUUCAGGAUACAACAGUUUUUUAGAAAAUUCAAAUAUAACUUUACAUAAUGUCAAUUUACUUUUCGACUCAACAAGUUUCCUCUUUGUAAAUAGAUCAAAUAUAAUUUUAAAUGGUACCAGAAAUUUCGAAUAUACAUUAGCAGGUGGAACAUCUAAUAUCACAAAUACCAUUAUCAACUGUAUAAAUACCUCAAAUCUAUCUUUUAAAAACCAAUCAACUUUUAAUCUAUAUAAUAUUUCAAUCAAUUGCGCUUUAACCAUCAGUAAAAAUUCAACUAUUUAUUUUUCAACCAAUGUAAAUAAUCAAAACACAACUUCAAAUUUAAACAACUAUAUAAUAAAUAUGAAAAAUACAAUUUUGAAUAGUAAUAAUAAUAAUAAUAUAACAAAAAAUAAUUCAACAGAACCACCAAGUAAUAGUAAUAGUACCAAUAUUGAUAGUAGUGAUAAUAGUAAUAAUAAUAAUAAUAGUACCAAUAUUGAUAGCAGUGAUAAUAGUAACAAUAGUACUAUUAGUAGCAGUGAUAAUGAGAGUAAUGGAACCAACACUGAUAGUGGUGAUAAUAGCAGUUAUAGCUCAACAGUGCCCCCUGGUUUAAAUGACGGCAGUAACUCCACUUCCUCGGGAAAUGGUAGUGAUGGCUACAUAGAUAUAUCUAAAACUUAUAAUUCAACACAAAAUUUUAUUCACACAAUUAAAUUAGAGGGUACUAUUGUGUCAGAGGAUCGAUAUCAGCCUAUAUUGGUACAAGACAUGUAUUUAUCAAAAACCUCAGUGCUUAGUUUUACACUCGAUACUCCAGGAUACGGUAAUGAAAUGGUAUUAUCAAAUGGAACCGUUGUACUUAAUGGGACAUUAGCAUUAAACUUAUUACGAUUACCUCUUUAUUUCACACCGAUAGUUUUAAUACGAGGAUCAAAUAUUAAAGGUAGUUUCGAAAGGGUAUCAAUUACAGUCGGUAACGAAAUUCCAAUUGAAACUACAAAUAUAGGUUACAAUUUAGUUUAUAAUAUUAAAUUCUAA